Molecule: messenger RNA, 666 nt
Organism: Blepharisma stoltei
Lineage: Eukaryota; Ciliophora; Heterotrichea; Heterotrichida; Blepharismidae
Source: the annotation of a GenBank genome assembly
AUGGAGCCUCGGCUGAAAAAGACCUAUCAAGAUCAUCUUAACGCCAACGCAAAACGAAUUAUUUGUCGAUUUAAAUCUAAAGUUGGCCACACAAUGUCGAAAUCCCUUCUUGAAAAGCUUCCAAAACCUCAAACAUCAAAACCAUCAGUUCUAUCUCACACUAACAGUAAUCAUCCAUUCUCAACAGCAAUCCCUUCAUAUCCUCGCUUACAAAAAUUACCAAUCUCCCAUAGCUUCAAGCAAAAACCUAAGUCUUCACAGACCAUGAGAAGCACUUCCCAAGAGUCAAAACCAACCCUAAGGCUAAAUCUCAAAGAAAUUCUUCACAAAAAAUCAUUUGAAAAUCCAAAAUCAGAUCGGCUUAUUUACAUCCAGCCUAUCCCUAAACCUUUAAAGCAUAGCAAAGCUAUGAGUCUUGAAAACUCAUUUGCAGGGCCAAUCCCUAAAAUUUGUAAAACAAGCCGAGAAUAUAUAAAUACAUCAAAAGAUGAUAAAGAAAACGUUGAGGAAAACUAUGAUAUUUAUAGGACAGAAAUACUAGAAAUAUCAAAGGAGAAAUUAUUAAAGUCGCCUAAUAUCCAAGCUCUUUGUAAAAACAGCUUUGAAAUGUCUUUAGAAGAACUAGAGCCCAAGCUCACUAUGUUUUAUAACAGUUUACCAUUAUAA